CCCCAUUCCUCCCUUCGUCGAUCUUGGUCAUCUCUCUCUCUUCUCAUCUAUCUAAUAUAGGGAUUCUGAUCCAUCCACCAACAUCUCAUCAUCGUAUCAUAACCCUCCCCAUCACUUUACGUGGCACACCACUACAGGUCUCACCCCGCCCGUCCAACCCGUAACUGCGUCAUCAUCAUCAUCAACAGCAACACUAGCGCACAUCCAGUGUCAACACAUACACGAUGGAUUUCCACCUUGUGCCUCGGGGGGAGGAUCGCAAUUACACGGGGUUUCUGACCAAGACGAUUGUUUAUAUUGGGGGGUUGAUGCUGUUUAUUGCUUCAUUCGGAUUGACGGUUUCUUCGAUCGCUAUUCCGAAAUGGGUGACUUAUCAUAGCGACUCGAAACCAGGCUACACCUACACCUACGGCCUCCACCGACGCUGCUCCUCGUUGACAAACACGUGCGAAUCCUUCCCCAGCAGCGAAGACUGCCACGCGGGCGACCGCUACUUCUGCUCGAUGUGGCGGUCGGUGGGGUUCCUGAUGUCGUUUGCGGUGGUGCUGGAGGGGAUGAGCCUGAGGUUGCGGGAGAAUGGGUGGAAGGUGUUGAGUUUGUUGAUUUUGUUGAGUGCGGUGGUGCAGGUUGGGAGUGUGAGUUUGGUUGCAUAUCUAUACGAUAACGAGGACCGCUUUUUUGCGGGAUGGCAGCUGGAUGAGUCGUGGGUGUAUUGCACGGUGUCCUGGGCGAUGAGUCUGUUUUGUGCUGGGGCGUUGAUCGCUGCUGGGAGGAGUUUGCCUUCUGAGGGGGGGUAUGAGUUGAUUCCUGAUCAGGAGUGAUUUCAUGAUUGUGAGGAUAUGAGUAUGUGCUCUUUAAACAAUGUGUUACGUGGUGUAUAUAUUAUACGAGUAAUGGUAAUGAGUGAUGUUAUAGCAG
This is a messenger RNA of Aspergillus campestris IBT 28561, 918 nucleotides long. RefSeq lists its product as uncharacterized. The record is from RefSeq and is a predicted model, not a curated record. Lineage: Eukaryota; Fungi; Ascomycota; Eurotiomycetes; Eurotiales; Aspergillaceae. Bases 225 to 821 code for a protein of 198 amino acids. The transcript has 5 exons.